This is a messenger RNA of Gloeophyllum trabeum ATCC 11539, 750 nucleotides long. Its product is annotated as kinase-like protein. NCBI's taxonomy places the organism in Eukaryota, Fungi, Basidiomycota, Agaricomycetes, Gloeophyllales, Gloeophyllaceae. The record is from RefSeq and is a predicted model, not a curated record. The transcript has a single exon. Bases 1 to 750 code for a protein of 249 amino acids.
AUGCGUUUCAGCAACGAGACAACCUCGCCACGCGUCUCUCGCUUGCCAUUCGGCCUCUACGCUAAACACGGCCCGUUUAUCACGGUUACGGAGGCCUUCGCCACACAGUAUGUCUCCGUCAACACCAGCAUCCCUGUACCUUCCGUUCUCGACGUUCUCGUCGACUCCAGAGGCCCAUUCAUCCUCAUGACACGCGUUCCGGGGAAGUCCUUUCCUCAGAUGCCCCGCAACGCAAAUCAACUCACUGAGAGGGAACUCGAAGUGUUUUCGGCCAGUAUUCGCAAUUGGCUAACACAGCUGCGCAGCCUAGGACCCCCUCCCAGCGGUCAGGCGGUCAGCGGAUUUAUGGGCACGCCCUUCCUGAGUUACCGCAUAGAUCAUUGCAACUACGUAGGCCCCUUCGCGUCACCGGAGGAGUUCCACGCUCAGUAUUUCUGCACUCUACCUCCCGAGGCGGACCCGGAGAUUCGUGCCCUCGCGGAGCGCAUCCGCAAGAAGCCCUACCGCGUGUACUUCACGCACGGUGACCUAGCACCCAACAAUGUCCUAGUUGAUGAGAACUACGUACCCGUUGGGCUGAUUGACUUUGACUGCGCGGCGUGGAUGCCAGAAUAUUGGGACAUGACGACAAGCAUUUAUAUCCGACAACGGUACACUGGGUGGGUGCGUAUCCUGACGAGUGCGCUUCCGGGAUAUGAGGAUGAGCUGGCAGUGGAAAUGGAGCAGUGGAAGUACAUCUGUCCCUACUGA